Molecule: messenger RNA, 1167 nt
Organism: Suncus etruscus (white-toothed pygmy shrew)
Lineage: Eukaryota; Metazoa; Chordata; Mammalia; Eulipotyphla; Soricidae
Gene: ATP5F1C
Product: ATP synthase F1 subunit gamma
Exons: 10
Coding region: 109-1005 (298 amino acids)
Biological process (GO): proton motive force-driven ATP synthesis
Molecular function (GO): proton-transporting ATP synthase activity, rotational mechanism
Source: RefSeq, a predicted model, not a curated record
GUCGUCUCGCGAGAUCCCGCGAGACUGCUGCAAGGGGGGGGGCUGCCAUCUGCGCCUGCGCACUGCCUGCCGUCUCGUCUGCGCGACCUUCAUUGCAGCGCCGCCAUCAUGUUCUCCGUGGCGGGCGUCGCGGGGCUCUCGGGCCGGGCCGUGCAGCCGCAAUGGAUUCAAGUACGGAAUAUGGCAACUUUAAAAGAUAUUACCAGGCGGCUAAAGUCCAUCAAGAAUAUUCAGAAGAUCACCAAGUCCAUGAAGAUGGUGGCGGCGGCCAAGUAUGCCCGAGCUGAGCGGGAGCUGAAGCCAGCGCGGGUGUACGGAACGGGCUCGCUGGCUCUCUAUGAGAAAGCCGACAUCAAAGCACCCGAAAACAAGAAGAAACACCUUCUCAUUGGCGUGUCCUCAGACCGUGGGCUCUGCGGUGCCAUCCAUUCCUCAGUGGCCAAGCAGGUGAAGAACGAUGUGGCCUCGCUCACAGCUGCUGGCAAAGAAGUGAUGAUCGUUGGGAUUGGUGACAAGAUCAGGGGCAUCCUUCACAGGACUCACUCGGACCAGUUUCUUGUGACCUUCAAGGAAGUGGGGAGGAAGCCCCCAACCUUUGGGGACGCCUCGGUUAUCGCCCUCGAGUUACUGAAUUCGGGAUACGAGUUUGACGAGGGCUCCAUCAUCUUUAACCGAUUCAGGUCUGUCAUUUCCUACAAAACGGAGGAAAAACCCAUCUUUUCUUUCGAUACCGUCGCCAGUGCUGAGAACAUGAGUAUCUAUGACGACAUUGAUGCCGAUGUGCUGCAGAACUACCAGGAGUACAAUCUGGCCAACAUAAUCUACUACUCGCUGAAGGAGUCUACCACCAGCGAGCAGAGCGCCCGGAUGACGGCCAUGGACAAUGCCAGCAAGAAUGCCUCGGAGAUGAUCGACAAGCUCACUCUGACCUUCAACCGUACUCGCCAGGCCGUGAUCACCAAGGAGCUGAUUGAGAUCAUCUCUGGUGCCGCUGCUCUGGAUUAAUGAAAACCAAGUUGCAUCCUCAGGCAAGAGGUAAAAAAAUUCUCACGCUCAUUGUGGGUUGAGCCUAUUGCUGCCCUCGUCCGAAGAAAUGGUUGGACCAUGGGUACCAGAGAGCGAGGUCUUUGUAAAUUAUCCUACAAUAAACGAUUUCCAAUAUGAAAA